Messenger RNA from Schistosoma intercalatum, 1223 nucleotides. The record is from the annotation of a GenBank genome assembly. NCBI's taxonomy places the organism in Eukaryota, Metazoa, Platyhelminthes, Trematoda, Strigeidida, Schistosomatidae.
AUGAAUUCGUCUACUUUGCCGUCGAAUAGUACUGAAGACGAACUAUUGCCCUUAUUUCCAUUCGAUGUGGAAAAUCCAGAUUUUGCCGAUAUAUUAACAAAUCUAGACCAUAUGCCGACCAGAACAGGUGAUACGCUUUUGGUUUUUUAUGUUGCUGCUGGUCAGUCAAAAGUUGGUGAUAUUCUUGCGAAUAUGAAGAUUUGGUCAAGACUACCUGAAGCAUUUCAUCAGUUCUUAAGUGGUAUCGGCUGUAUCAAAGAUAUUUCUGAUCAUUCAGGUUGGACAGGGAACCUUCAAACUAGCUAUCGUACAUCAAAUGGAUACUUUGUGACGGGUCACUGUAAUCAGACGAAAAAUAUACAUGCUGACCACUGUCCGGAUGGUAUUCAAUCAAUUAUAUACUAUGCUGAUGCAAUAACAGAAUUAGCAUGCAUUUGUCCCACUAAUCAAUUUUAUGGAAAUGACGAGAAUUCUGACUCAAACCGUUCGUUAAAGAGUACACGUUAUCGCACUGCUAGCGAAAUCAUAACUAACAUCACUCGUGGGACAAGUCAAAGUGCAGUAGGCAUGGGAGAAGUUGGGGCGGACCCGACUGGAGGUCGAGUGGCAGUUGUAUGGCUCGAACGAUGGGAAGAUGGACCUAUGCACUAUGAACCAGGAGUUGGAACGAACAUCCAGAAUAUGACGAGCAAGAAUUUUGACUGCCCUGUCACAAUUUAUGUUCAUCCUUUAAGUUCCGGAUUAUGCAGAGUUGGCAUUAUGCGUCUUCAAGGACGAACAUUUGAAGCUGGUCCAUUACAGAAUGGAUCUGUAUUAAGUCAGCGUUGUCUUAGUAGUUUUGUAAGACAAACUGUAAUAAACUUAUCACGACGACGUCGUUUGGCUUCCGACUCAUUUCAACCUCCUCAUGUUCGACGAAGCCAUGAAUUGUUCAGAUUGGCAGAAGCAAACCGUAAAAUUGUUCGAGUUCAGCCAUCAUCAUCUGGCAAUAAAACUAAUACAUACUCUUGUAACACUGCGAAUAUUGUGCGUAGUCUUUUUUCUAGACAAACUCAAAUUCAUUCUAGCUAAAGCUUUUCAUAUUUUAACUGUAAUAUCCACUAUUGUUGUGAACAAGGAUUCCUUCAUAUUUACAUAUCAAACAAAAUGUUUUUUUCUUUUUAUUUUCAUACUUCCUAAUCUUAUGUAUUUAACAUGUAACUAAAUAUACUUCUACAUUUUAA